This is a messenger RNA of Cornus florida, 3432 nucleotides long. RefSeq names its product protein FAR1-RELATED SEQUENCE 5-like. Lineage: Eukaryota; Viridiplantae; Streptophyta; Magnoliopsida; Cornales; Cornaceae. Gene Ontology annotation, molecular function: zinc ion binding. The coding region runs from base 222 to 2636 and encodes 804 amino acids. The record is from RefSeq and is a predicted model, not a curated record. Gene Ontology annotation, biological process: regulation of DNA-templated transcription. The transcript is spliced from 7 exons.
ACUGAAAAGGCCCGACAAAGGUCCACUCUAUUUCGCUCUCUCUCUCUCUCUCUCUCUCUCUCUCUCUCCAACAUUUGGUUGGAUCAAACGCAAUAUUCAAACCCUCCCUCACUCUGCGCUCUAGGUAAUUCACUGAAAUCGAAUCGUCUCUGACCGCGAUCGGCUCUGUCGGAGAGAAAAUAAGCUCUCACACGGAAGCGAGGAGUAAAUGUAAAAGCAAAAUGGCAUCUAAGGGCAAACCAAUCACGGAUAAUGACAUUGUAAUUGAUAGCGAUGUAGAAAUCAUCGCAGUUGAUAAUGGUGAUAGCUCUCACAUUACACAUCAGAAUGACAGUGAUUUGGAAUUAAAAGUUGGAAUAUCGGUUCCUAGUGAAGAAGAAGCGUAUAAUCUGUAUAAUAGUUACGCCAUAAACAAAGGGUUUAGCGUCCGAAAAGGUAAAGUACGACGUCGUGAAGGCACAACUGAUGUGCGGCAACGUGUCUUUUUGUGUUCAUGUGAGGGAUUUAGUGAAGAUGCUCACCUUUUUCCAGAUAAAAAGGUUGAGAGGAUGUUGGCUAGAACUGGUUGCAAUGCCCGUGCUAUAUUUAAUGUGGAAGAUGGUAAGUGGAAAUUAGUCCAGUUCAUCUCUGAACAUAACCAUCCAUUUGUAAAGCCGGAACAAAGGCACUUGUUAAGGUCAGGCCGAAAGAUGUUAGAUCCUUGCACGGGUUUCUUUAGUUCUAUACCCAAAAACAGCAUAACAGUGACCAAGACACACUCCUACUUGUCCAGAGAAGGCAAUGGAGUUCAAAAUGUUAUGUCAAUAGAACGGGAUCAUCACAAUUGUUUACAAUCCCAAAGGUCAAAAGCAAUGGAUGUUCAAAGUCUCAUAAAUUAUUUUAUGCGGAAGCAAUCUGAAGAUCCGAUGUUCUUUUACACAAUGAAAGUGGAUGAUCAAAAUCGAAUAGCUAAUUUUUUUUGGAGAGAUGGUUUGUCCAAAUUGGAUUAUCAUUGUUUUGGAGAUGUGGUCAUAUUUGAUAGCACCUAUCGCACAAACAAGUACAACAUGAUCUGUGUUCCAUUUGUAGGAGUAAAUCAUCAUUGGAAAAAUGUACUUCUUGGUUGUGCUUUUUUAUCAGAUGAGACCAUAUCUUCUUUUGUUUGGUUGUUUGAAGCAUUUUUGGAGGUGAUGGGGAAUAAGGCACCAAAAACCAUUUUCACCAAUCAAGAUAAUGCAUUGUCAAUUGCUAUACAAAAGGUAUUUCCCAGUACACGACAUCGCCUAUGUACUUGGCAUAUUUCAAAAAAUGCAGUUCAAAAUGUUUCCACUUUCUUUACCUAUUUAGGGUUUAAGGAGAAAUUUGCAAAGCUCUUGAAUGAUUGUGAAACAGAUACAGAAUUUGAGUCUACAUGGAAUAGUAUGAAUGAAGAAUGGAGCAUUUUGGGAAAUGAAUGGCUUAGGAAAUUAUAUGACCUCCGUGAGAAGUGGUGCCCAGCCUUCAACCAUGAUACUUUCUCUGCUAACAUUACAUCAACCCAAAGAAGUGAAAGUGAAAAUAAUAUUUUUGAACAUGUGGCUUGUAACACCAUGACUCUCACUGAAUUUGUGCAGUAUUACGAGGAAAGUGCAAGCCGAAUGCGUGAAGUUGAAGUUAAUGAUGAUUUUUUAUGUGCCAAAGGUAAACCUCAAAUUCUAGUACCCAACAAUGGCAUUUUAAUGCAUGCAUCCGAAGUGUACACGGACGCUAUUUUCAAAAUGUUUCAAGAUGAGUUCUUGAAAGGGGUGAAUGAAGAUGUUGUUCAUGUUGAAACCAAAGGGCCUCUUGUUGUCUACACUUUAAGAGGUAUCAGUUGUCCUAGAGAGCGCAUUGUACACUUCCAUAAAGCUGAUCUCAGUUUAAAUUGCAGCUGUCAAAUGUUUGAGUCAUUGGGUUGGUUGUGUCGUCAUGCUUUAAGAGUGCUGAAUCUCAAUGCCGGUGUACAAAAGAUCCCAAGUCAAUAUGUAUUGAACAGGUGGACAAAAGGUGUAAAAGAGGGAAUUGUUAUUGAUGACUAUGGUGAGUCAUUUCAGAAUAUAACUGCAUCGUCAAAGACAGUACGGUUUAACAAGCUUAUGUGCAAAGCUUUUAAUGUCACAAGUAUAAGUGCAGAUAAUGAUGAAACAACUGCAAUUGCAGAUGCAUAUCUAGACUGUAUUGUAGAUGAAGUUAGGAAGUUAAAAGCAGAGAAUGUGAUGGGACAUUGUGAUCCCAAUGCAGAUGGUUGUGAUACUGAUAUACAUUGCUCAGUUGGUGAGAAGGUGGUGUUGGAUCCCCCACGAAUGAGUCCAAAAGGGGUAACACAUGAUAGGCCUGAGGGGUGCUCAGAGAAGAAGAAGAAGAAUAAAAGAGCAAUAGGGGAGGGAACUACUUCUCAGACGGCUGGUUAUAAUAAUGCAAUGACAGCAGGACUGAACCUUAAUCAGUUUCCCCCCUUCUAUGGCAUGCGGAGUUUGCCUGUAAAUAGUCAAUUUUUUGGGUAUCCUACCAUUCCUUUUGCAAACUUCCCUCAACCCAAACUUCCUAUACCAAAAUUAAGUCAGGGAUCACGUAAUAUUGUUAGACCAAAUCAAACCUCUCACACUUCCCCACACAUUACUCAGGACUCGACCAAGUGAAAAUUACAUGUUUGAGAUGCCAUUUUGCUGGUACCUUCUCAUUAUUACUUCUUUUUCCUCAUAAGUUUCUGCAGAAACUUGUCCUGAUUGUCCGGGUCCUUGAUGCUGGCUAUGUUGUUUAUAUCAUGGAUUUCUUCCUGCUUCAAAAAAAAUCCACAGCAAUGGAUCUUCCACUGGUUGUUUAUAGAAGUAUUAUAGAGAGUCUUGAGGCAUGUGGUGUGUGGAGGAGGACUUUGGUACAAGAAGCCAAGGCGCAUAAGGUUUGCUGAGAAGUACUUCCCAUAAUGAGUUUCGAGUUGCUGAGCCUUGGUAUUGUUGAGCCACUGGAGCAUGCUAUGGUGUGUAAAUCUUCGUUCUUUUUCACAACUACUAGUAGAUCUCUGAGAUAAUCAUACCCUCCCAUUUCUAGCCGAUAUGCAGUUCUCUGCUCUCGUAGUGAAUGAAUUUAUGCUCGUCCUCAUUUUUUGGUUUCGCUGUACAUGUGAUAGGAAGAAAAAGAGCAGAUAUUAUGUAGAGAUCAAAUGAAUUUAUGCUCAUCCUCAUUUCUUGACAUGCACUUCCGCUGUUGUAGUGAGUGAAUUUAUUCUCGUCUUCAUUUUUCGGUUCCGUCAUACAUGUGAUAGGAAGAAAAUAGCAGAUUUGUCACGAGGCUGUGAGCUCAGCAAGAGCACUCUCAUUGUAGCGUUUAUCCGAAGGAAAUCGUAACAACGAAUUUAUUGUAAGACCUAUGAUUGUGUGCCAACAGUAUGGAUGGCAUCAACAUCCCAAGUUAUUUGGGAGCUUCACAUUUCCUUCA